AUGUACUUGUUAAUACGUAGGGGGCUGGUAUCUUCAGCUAGCAGACCUCGUGAAGACAGUUGGUUAAAAUCGCUAUUUGUUCGCAAAGUCGAUCCAAGGAAAGAUGCUCACUCCAACCUUCUAGCCAAAAGAGAGACCAGCAGUCUGUAUAAACUACAGAUUCACAAUGUAAAACCAGAAUGUCUAGAGGCCUACAACAAGCUUUGUCAAGAGGUGCUGCCAAAGAUUCAUGAAGAAAAACACUACCCAUGUGCACUGGUGGGGACUUGGAACACGUGGUACGGAGAGCAAGAUCAGGCUGUUCAUCUGUGGAGAUAUGAAGGAGGCUAUCCAGCCCUCAAUGAGGUCAUGAGUAAACUCCGUCAAAAUAAGGAAUUCACAGAGUUCCGUAAAGAAAGAGGUAACAUGCUUCUCUCCCGCAAGAACCAGUUACUGUUGGAGUUUAGUUUCUGGAAUGAACCCGUUCCCAGAGAGGGGCCUAAUAUUUAUGAACUGAGAUCCUAUCAACUUCGACCUGGAACAAUGAUCGAGUGGGGAAAUUACUGGGCUCGUGCAAUUCGUUUCCGACAGGAUAAUAAUGAAGCAGUUGGAGGAUUUUUCUCACAAAUUGGACAGCUGUAUAUGGUUCAUCACCUCUGGGCUUACAAAGAUCUGCAGACCAGAGAAGAUAUAAGGAAUGCUGCGUGGCAUAAACCUGGCUGGGAUGAACUAGUCUAUUACACAGUGCCCCUUAUUCAGGAAAUGGAGUCCAGAAUCAUGAUACCAUUGAAGAUUUCUCCGCUUCAGUAAAGUCACUGAUUUACUUGUGCCUACAUAGAUAAAGUGACAAGUAUUUGUCUUAAAUUAAUUUAUGGUAUACAUUGUAUAUCAUAGUCUGAAAUAUAAAAGUACUGUAUUGAGCUUAUAAAAGAGACCUCUUUUCUUCAGA
Molecule: messenger RNA, 928 nt
Organism: Antrostomus carolinensis (chuck-will's-widow)
Lineage: Eukaryota; Metazoa; Chordata; Aves; Caprimulgiformes; Caprimulgidae
Gene: NIPSNAP2
Product: nipsnap homolog 2
Exons: 9
Coding region: 1-789 (262 amino acids)
Cellular component (GO): mitochondrion
Source: RefSeq, a predicted model, not a curated record